AUUGCUGUGGCCACUAGUCUGAGGGAGUUCUUUCUCUCAGCUUGUCAUCUCUGCAUCUCCUCUCAUCUGCUGUCGCGUCCUGUGUGAGAUGAGUUCUUGUGGCGAGAUGGGGGAGGCCAUCGAACUCAGUACCAGGGAGCACGUGACCCCGGAGAUGAACAAGCUUCGUCAGAGCCUGAGGAGGAAGAAGCCCACCUACGUGCCAGAGGCCAGCAGGCCGCAUCAGUGGCAGGCUGACGAGGAGGCUGUACGCAAGGGCAAAUGUAACUUCCCGGUUCGGUACCUGGGCUUGGUGGAGGUGGAGGAGUCGAGAGGGAUGCAUGUGUGCGAGGAGGCGGUGAAGAAGCUAAAAGUUAGUGGCAAAAAGACAGUCAAGGCAGUGUUGUGGGUUUCAGCUGAUGGACUCAGGGUGGUGGAUGACAAAACUAAGGACCUCAUUGUGGACCAGACCAUAGAGAAGGUUUCAUUCUGCGCUCCGGAUCGUAACUAUGACAAGGCCUUCUCCUACAUCUGCCGAGACGGGACCACCAGACGGUGGAUGUGCCACUGCUUCAUGGCUCUCAAAGACUCGGGGGAGAGACUGAGCCACGCAGUUGGCUGUGCCUUCGCCGCCUGUCUGGAGAGGAAGCAGCGCCGGGAGAAGGAGUGCGGCGUGACGGCGUCCUUUGAUGCCAGUCGCACCUCAUUUGUUCGUGAGGGCUCCUUCCGCGCCAACUCCUCCUGCAGCCAGCAGGGCAGCAGCAGCGAGCGCGAUGACAAACUGCAGGACAAGAAGAAAGACCAGCCCUCUGUCAUCCCAGCUCUCCCACCUGGCACUGCCUCCCCACCCGAGGGUGCAGCGUCCCCCAUGGACCGCCCGGAACCAGGCGGGCCUCACGCCAUCCCUCGCCGCCACGCGCCCAUCGAGCAGCUGGUGCGUCAGGGCUCGUUCCGGGGAUUCCCAGCACUGAGCCAGAAGAACUCUCCCUUCAAGAGGCAGCUGUCGCUCCGCCUCAACGACCUGCCAUCCACGCUGCAACGCAAGACCGACUUCCAGGCCAAGAACCCUGAGAUGGAUAUGGGGUUGCCAGGUGAGGGAGACAGUAGUAUUAAUGCCCUUUGUAGCCAGAUCAACGCCUCUUUUACUAAGCCAUCGGAGGAGCUCUUCUCUAGCCCCUCCAUGUCUGCAAAUGGCCCCCCAACCUGCACUGUGCCCCCUGUCCUGCCCCCACCACCUGCACCGAUGCAGGCCACUUCUUCCUGGGUGCAGCCAGAGCCUCCACUCCACUCUCCUCCUCCGGUUUCUGUGGCGAUGCAGAUACAGAUGCAGAUGCAGAUGCAGAGCGGACACAAGCGCACCCCCUCUGAGGCCGAAAGAUGGCUGGAGGAGGUCUCCAAGGCCGUCAAGGCUCAGCAAACCCCUCCUCCAGGUCCCACAAUCCCCACCAUCCCUGGGCCGCCCACAAUUUCGAGUCAUCAGAUGUCCAGUCAGGCGGCCAUAUCAGCUGCCCCAGUGACCACUGUCCCCAUGUCCCUUGGCACCAUGUCCAAACCCCUCAUCUCAGGCCCGUCUGGCCUCUCAAGUCAGGCCCCACUGCCCCUUCCACCCAUGUCCAUAUCAUCAGUUCCCUUAAUACCAGGCCCUCCAGUGUCAGGGCCUCCUAUGUCUCUUCCUUCCAUGUCGAUCCCCACGAUGUCCGGUCCAAGUAUGUCUGGGGCCCCCAUGAUCCAGCCCUCACUUCCUGGGCCCCCAGGCUCCCUUCCAAGCUCCAUGCAGCCUUUCCCCUUGGCUUUUGAUGCUACCCCGGCCCCUGUGGGUAUGUUCGCCAGCCAGCCUGUCCAGCCGGCAUUCGUGCCCAUGCAGACCUACAUGCCAGGCCUGGCAAGCAGUAUGACCUACCCCAACGCCAGUGUGCCUGUAGUGGGCAUCACUCCAUCGCAAAUGGUGGCCAACGUCUUCUGCACCGCCACGGGCUCAUCAGCUGCAGGCGGAGCCAUGGGCUCGGCCGGAGGAGGACCCAAAGCGGGGCCACUCGGAACAGUCGGCCAGCACCAUUCUUACCCAGGAGCGCCUGGUGCAGUCGGGCCCUCCGGAGGGUUUUCUACACCACCGUUCUCUUCCACACCGCCAUUAUCAACAGCCCUUAAUGGUCUCCCACCACACAGCAGCGCUAUGAUGACCCUCCAGAACGGCACCUCCAACAGUGGCGGGAACGGUGGCAGCAGUAGCAGCUGGCCGCCAGAGGGCAGCCAGCUAACAGCUCCGGUGGCCAGCGAUUCUCAAGACGAUGAUCGUUUUGAGGCCCAGUGGGCAGCACUGGAGACCAAACCAUCGCCUCAGCAACCGGGGAACAAGGCGCCAGCUGCAGCAGCCAACCCAUUUUCCAACAACUUGCAAAAGACUUUCGAGAUUGAACUCUAAGACGGACUCGGCCUCCCAAAGCUGUAGUGCUAGCCCUGGAGUCAAAGCCUGAGGAAGCCAGGCACUAAAUCCAGCAUCUCUGCCUAGAAUGGGAUGCAGUUAGCCUAGCAUCUGACCUGUGGCAGCCUAGCAACUUGUUCAAAGCUCUCAUAGUAGUCAGUACUAUAAUGAUCUUGAUUGCUUUCUUUACACUCCCAUGAGAGCUUUGGAGGAGGCUGGCAGAUUGCUAGGCUGCCAUCGGAGGAUCAGGUCUCUAGUUCAUCUGACUUGAUGGACUGAGUCCUUGUACUCCAACCCGCUAACAGCCACUCUUCCCUGCUUUCACUUUUCCACUCUGGCUUUACUUUACCUGCUGCAAGUCCCUGGAUGUACUGUACGUGCCCCUUUGAGAACAUUGUGGUGGGGGGACACAGUUCAGUGGUUUCUUUCUUUUAAAAGCGGACUCCACUCAGAUGCAUUCCAAUCCCAUGAGAUGUUUUCGGCAGUUCUGUUUCCGGUGGGGAUUCUGGUGGAGAAUUAGCGGAAAUGGCGACACCACAAGACAUGCAGUGAAGCAGAGAAUUGAUUGGUUGACUGAGAAUCAGACUGAUGCUGAUCUUAACCAAGCAAAAGCAGAUGUUUGGAUACCUGAAAGGACUAGCCAGUGAUGUAAGACCUAACCCUACCAACCCAAAAGGACUUACUGACCAAUAGUAGAGAUUUAUGGCCAAAAUUAUUUUAUUUAUUGUAUUUUAUUUUUUAUUUUAACAAGUUAUAUAUACUUAAAAAUCAAAUUUUUAAAGCAGUGCUUCACAAGCGUGUUUUUUUUAACCCCCCAUAUUUAUUUUUGUCGAAGGAGGGAAACUACAGGUAGCUGACAGAUAACAUGUAGGAUUGGGCAGCAGUAGAGGGAAAGCAUUGUGGGAAACUGAGUCAUGUAACCGGAACCAAAUAGCCAGGGCUGACAGUACAGCAGUGUGUAGUGUGACAUGUGAAACAGUAAGUGUAUAUAGCGGCAUGUUUCUUCCACUCGUUAGCCCUCACGUAUUUACGCUCCACUGCUGCUGAGGCCACUUGAGUCAGUAUGACUUCACUUUGGCUCUGUGGCCCAUUUCUGUUGCUAAAGCCUUCCUUCAAGGGCACCGGGACAUGAAAACUCACUUCAGGAUAUCCAGCACACAGACACUCUGGACAAUGCAGCACAACAACAGUCCUUUGGACUCCAUCAUCUCUCCAGACAAACCCAAGGAACUUAAACAACUCAGUGGAAAAAAAAAACACUCUACAACACUGUGCAACUGGUUGAAAAAAAAUGAUGCACUACAUUCCAACAUUCAUAAAUCCUUUGACGUGUUCAAACACAGGGUAUAGACUCAUCACGUACAGUAUGAUUGUGUAUUCACCUCUACUGUAUCCGUUGCAGUAGCACUGCACUCAUGAUGGAUGUUGGGAUUGAUGAUUAGAAGUGAAAAGACAGGAGGAACAUGAGCAGACAUAGACUGGCAAAUAAAAGAAUUAAGAGCAGUUAGAUGACCAAGACUUGAUUGAUAGAACAGAGAGAGAAAAAUAUAGAUGAGUAGAAGAAUAGAUUACGAGAGGAAGGAAGGAAGGAAGGAAGGAUAACCUGCAUGUGCGAGACUGAAGGCGAGAAUGGAGCUAUACCUUUAAAAAAUGAGAUGGAGGAAGUCUGAAGGAAGGAAACACGAGAUAAUACGUGAUAAAAAGUGAGAGACGGAUUGUGUGAAAAUAUUAAGAACAAAGACACAUUCAUCACGCAGCCCACAAACGCAGCACUGUCUUCACAUCUGCUUUUGCCUCAAGGCCGAGCCACUUCAAAUUUCAGCAUCGUGUUCCUCAACUCUUCAAACCUCACAAAAAACACUUUUGAUUAUAUUUAAAAACAUGUUGCUUUUUUUUAUAUAUAUAUAAUUGCAGCCUCAUAAACAAGAUUCUUGUCUAAGUAUGUACAACCGCCUGUAUAGUUAAAACUUUGGCAACAAAGCUUUCUUGUGUUUUAACUUGCAGUUUCUGGCACGAGUCGUAAAAGUCCAGGUCUGCUCAAGAAGAUGCAACAUUAUGAAGUAGAAAUGUUCUUUAUCGAAGGGCUUUUUCCACAGGUUGUUUCUGUAUGUUAUAUAACCUGUGAUCUGGCCAGAGAUCCUAUUAUGUUUCCUGGGAAUUGAAUUGUAUGGAUAUGGACUGCCACUGAUUAGGUUUCCUGCUCAUUAACGUCCCACAGUUUCAUUAGCUUGUUGGGUCUCUUCCUGUGGCAGCGUUGCCCUGUGAUAGGCUGCUUUCCAUCUCUGGUUCCUCCCAGGGUUUCCUUUGUUGUUUGUUGUUGUUUUCAGGCAAAUCAAUAUUUUCUCCCCCUCCAAACAAGUACAAACUGCUCUCUCUCUAUAUAUAUAAUACAAGACCGAUUCACUCAUGAAAUCAAAGCUUUUAUUUCACUGAAAAUAUAUUUUAGCCUUCGACUCUUGUUUGCACGCCCUCCAAAUUAUAAAUGUAGGUUAAUUGUGUUUCUGCAUUCAAGCAAACUAAAUGACCUCAUAAACUUGAUUGUAAAACCAUAGUUUAGUGAUGGUAACAAAGCAAACCAGUUUAUUUUUAAUCUUUAUUUACAGAAUUUUUGUAUUUAAA
Seriola dumerili (greater amberjack) is the source of this 5020-nucleotide messenger RNA. RefSeq names its product numb-like protein (gene numbl). The record is from RefSeq and is a predicted model, not a curated record. The coding region runs from base 89 to 2401 and encodes 770 amino acids. Lineage: Eukaryota; Metazoa; Chordata; Actinopteri; Carangiformes; Carangidae. The transcript has 9 exons.